Cyclospora cayetanensis is the source of this 1767-nucleotide messenger RNA. Its product is annotated as cystathionine beta-synthase. Lineage: Eukaryota; Apicomplexa; Conoidasida; Eucoccidiorida; Eimeriidae. Gene Ontology annotation, molecular function: cysteine synthase activity; cystathionine beta-synthase activity. Bases 1 to 1767 code for a protein of 588 amino acids. The transcript has 2 exons. The record is from RefSeq and is a predicted model, not a curated record. Gene Ontology annotation, cellular component: cytoplasm.
AUGCGGUUACUCGCUUAUGCAUCGCCGCAAAAAGAAGGCGAUUUGGAAAGAGCGAUACAUGCUAUUAAAAAGGAUAACAAAUAUGUCGAAGUCCCUGACUAUGACAUGUUCCCUGCCCAAGGAUGGGAUCCCCUUUUUCGUGACGCCGGUAUUAAGCCUGAAGAUAAAAGGGGCGAAGAUAGCGGCAUCGAAGAGCGCGAAAGAUCUAAGAUGUGCAUAAAAAAGCUUGAGAGCCUGUUAUCCCCUCCAGCGGCCUUUUUUCAGGGUCACCUCGCUGGGGAACUCCCCUCCAUUGUGGAUGCGAUUGGCUGCACCCCCCUUGUCCGCCUUUCUCGCAUCGCUGCUGCCGCAGGCUGCGCCUGUCAGCUACUAGGCAAGUGCGAGUACCUCAGCGCAGGGGGCAGCGUCAAGGACAGGAUUGCAAGGGGAAUGAUUACGACUGCAGAGGCUGAUGGCUUGUUAGCAGAUGGCGCCGCGAUCAUAGAACCGACUAGCGGUAACACGGGUAUUGGCCUAGCCCUCGUCGCUGCCGUCAAGGGGUAUCGGUCUGUUGCAGUGAUGCCCAUGAAAAUGUCUGCGGAGAAACAUAGUAUUAUGAAUGCUCUAGGAGCUACCAUCCUGCGCACUCCGACAAAGGCGGCGUGGAAUGAUCAAGACUCUCACAUUGCGCUGUCUAUUAGGCUGCAAAACGAAAUGAACGCGCAAAACAAGGUUAAGAAGGAGGCUUAUGCGAAGUGUGAUGGCGUAGGAACGAAGGCCGACGCGAGGCAGCCCGCAUGCAUUCUAGAUCAAUAUCGCAAUGUGGCAAAUCCUGCAUCUCACUUUUUUGGAACGGGAGCAGAAUUGCUGCAUCAGUGUGGAACGAAGCUGGACAUGGUGGUCAUCUGCGCGGGGACAGGAGGAACGCUCACUGGCAUUGGCAAGCGAAUCAAGUUGGCGCUGCCUGAAUGUCUUGUUGUUGGCGUGGAUCCCGUAGGAUCCAUUCUGGCAGAUCCAACCGAGACUCCAGGGAAGCCUUACCUUGUGGAAGGAAUUGGCUACGACUUCGUUCCGACUGUCCUCGAUAGAGAUGUAACAGACUUUUGGAUCAAAGUGACAGAUGCAGAGGGGCUUUUGUGCUCUCGGCUCUUGCUCAAGCUCGAAGGCAUGCUCGUUGGUGGAUCAGCAGGUUCUGCUUUGGCUGGGACGUUCAAAGCCAUAGAACGCAUGGGUUGGAGUGACGACCCUACUAAACGAAUUGCACUGAUCCUUCCAGAUGGAAGCAGGAACUACACUUCCAAGUUUGUCUCUGAUGAGUGGAUGGCUGAUAAGGGCUUCUUGGAACCCAUGGCGCUUCAUCGACAAUACCCUGAGUAUAAAAGCUUGACCAUACAAAGUCUGGAAUUACCACGGCUGCGCUUUGUUUCAGCCCAUAUCCCAUUAGUGGAAGCAGCAGCACAGUUGAUGAAGUCUCCGCAGCGUUUCCUAGUGGUUGUAGACACUACAGCAGCUCAAGCAGAAGCCGAGAAGGACGGCGUACCCCUUGCCCAUUUGCUUGGCACCGUUUCUCAGAAAGGCCUUCUUAUGGCGUUGGGAGACAUGCCCAACGACACAACGAUUGAAACCAUUGCAGAGACCGACACUCCUGUGUAUAACAAGGCCACUCCUCUAUCGCGUGUCGCCCAGAGUCUGGAGCUGCGCUCAUUCAUUCUCGUUGAAUCGGACGGAGUCGUAAAUGCAGCGGUUGGAGCAGACCAGUUGCUACAGGCUUUCAUUGCCAAAAAGUAG